AUGCCUGCUCACUCGGACAUACCGCUUCAAGCCGUCUCAGAUUACAAACAUCAUGGUCGAUCUGCUUCCGAGUCACAGCCGUUCAUUCCGGACCACGAUACUGACCGCCUGCUGCCUGCACAUGCAGACGACUUGAGCAAGCCCCAGAGCACAUUCGUUGAAAAAUGGGCACCAAAAGCCCUGCAACCGCAAUGGGCCAGGAAAUCCCAGCGUCUCCCCCAAGGUUGGCGUUUUAGCGCCUCCCUGGGCGUCUUCAUCUCUUUCACAGCCCUCGUUGUGAAUAUCAUGGUUGCUGCUUGGUCAUAUACCGUCAUUCGGGACAAGGGCGGCAACUUCUUUUCCGCGCCCAUCUUCACCGGCGACUGUGGGGACAUCGAGGCCUGGGGUAGCUUGGUACAUCUAGCAAUUAACGCGGUGAGCACGCUUUUGCUUGGCGCGAGCAAUUCCGCCAUGCAGAUCUUAUGCGCUCCGAGCCGAAAGGCUGUUGAUGAUGCACAUCGGAAAGGCUCGUGGCUGGAUAUCGGAGUGCCCAGCCUUCGCAAUCUGGCUUGGAUACGGGGGAAGAAGCUCGCUCUCUGGCUCGCCUUGGGGCUCUCGUCCAUCCCUCUGCAUCUCGUUUACAACUCGACAUUUUUCGUAUCAACCAGAAACCACCACUACGAUGUCUACGUUGCCAAUGACCGAUUCGCCGAUGGCGUAGAUUUUGAUGGCUUCAUUGGAAAAUAUGACCAGCCACCAUAUUACGCCAACUAUUCGUUGCUGAACUUGCCGACCGGAAGUGAUCCGAUUGUUGUGCAGUCGGCACUGGCUCAGAAUGUCUCAUCGAAGGAAGGCGAUUUCGAGCGGCUUGAGAAGAAUGAUUGCAUAGGGAACUACUCGAGAAUCAUCUUACCGGACCGCCGUAACGUAAUUCUCGUUACAAAAACCAAGCCAGCCCACAAUCAGCAAUUGCACGAGAUCGUUACCUUCAACGAGACUGCACUUCCGGAGCCGGACAGUAUCUCCUGUAAUGGAUCCACCACAGGGCACGUCUUGACAUCUGAGCUUGGACCAGUGAGCUGCGCCGCAAACUCAUCCCUGUACGGCAUUGCACACUACGCCCAGCCAGUAGUGGGGCUACAAACGCCUUACUACAGAAAUUGGUAUUACUGGGUGUGCUCCCAGCAAGGAUACUACUAUUCCGAGGACAGAUUGGUGGAUGAGCUCGGCGGUGAAACCUUGAAUAUCUCCAUGCCGGACUUCAUGAAGCCUCCGAAAGAGUUGUGUAGUGAUGGACUCUGGGAGGACUAUCUGAACAAGACAUGGAGCGUAUAUGGCUUUGAGGUGGACUACUGUCUCAGUGAGAAACUUCGGGGCCAGUGCAGCUUGAACGCCGCCGUCAGCCUUCUGUUUGUGGUGAUAGUCUUCAACUUCAUUAAGCUUGUGGCCAUUAUCAGCACCAUCUACACCAUCAAAGAUAAUCCACUUAUCACAAUAGGGGAUGCUAUCUCAUCAUUCAUCGAAGAGGAAGACGUUACCACGCGAGGGAUGUGUCUCCUCACCAGAGAUGAUGUAGUUCAGCAGACCAAGCACGAACGGGAGAAGCGGAAAGGCCCACUCUCAAGGUUCAGAAGAGGUUCUGUAUCGAGGGGAGGCUUUCAACUACUAUCACCAAAGGCAUUCGAGCCCAGAGACCUCAGAUGGUACCGCGCCGCAAGCAAAAGACGGUGGAUAACCGCUCUCACCCUAACCCUCCUCGCCAUCCUCGCCCUAACCGGCCUCUUCAUCUACGCCGCCACCCAGCUCUCCACCGACCUGACGCCGGCGUACCCCACCGUCUGGUCCUUCGGCUUCCACACGACGACGCCCUACACGCUCAUCACGCACUGGUCGCUGCCGCUGACGGGCUCCCGCGCCGUCGUCCCCAUGGUGCUGAUAUCCAACCUACCGCAAACACUCCUCUCGGCCGUCUACCUCGGCCUCAACGGGCUACUAACAAGCAUGUCGCUCGCGCGCGAGUGGGCCGCGCAUGCCACUUCGUCCUGCUCCGCCUCCUCCUCGUCCUCGCUACCGCUGCGCUCGCUCCGCGUCUCGUCUUCGGCCCCGCGCGGCGACCAGCGCACAGCCUACUUCCUCUCCCUGCCCUACCGCCUUGCCGUGCCCUUCGCUGCCCUCGCUACCGCCGCUCACUGGCUGCUCAGCCAGAGCUUGUACAUGGUCAAGGUUGAUGCUGUCGAUGCCCGCGGUGAUCUCGUACACGAUGGGGCUGAUGGCGGUGGUGCGUACGGGUACUACUCCAUCACUACGUGCGGCUACUCGCCGCCCGCCAUCGUCGCGUCGGCGGUCGGCAUCGUGGCGUUCGCUGCGUUUGUGUGCGGCGUCGGCGCGAAGAGAAAUGUCCAGGUUUCAGAUAUCUACGUCCUCCUUUUCUCGAACUUUUCAGAGGACGACGCAAUGGCUUCCGACCAGCAGAGCUAUCGGCUCUACGAAUACCAGCCAACACUGAUCGGAGCCGGCAUCUUCUCCGCCAUCUUCUGUCUGUUAAUCGCCGUCCACAUCUGGCAACUGAUCAGAAAUAAGACAUGGCAUAUGGUUGGGUUCUUCAUCGGCGGUCUCUUCGAGCUCAUCGGUUACGCUGCUCGGGCCACCUCCGCGACCCAGAAGGAAGACCAAUGGUCCAUUGAGCCCUAUCUGAUCCAAAGCACAUUCCUUCUGGUCGCGCCUUCGUUCUUCGCCGCAUCGAUCUAUUCGGUCCUAGGGCGCAUCAUCGCGUUGACGGACGGCGAUGCUUACGCGCUAAUUAAGAAACGCUGGGUCACUGUGUUCUUCGUAAUGGCAGAUGUGUUUGCUUUUCUGAUGCAAGCAGUUGGAGGCGGUCUCAUGGCAAUGUCCACUGCCGACCCCGCUAGGUACAAACUGGGCCAGCACACCAUCGUGGGCGGCUUGAUCAUCCAGCUCGUGGUCUACUUCAUGUUCUUCGUCUCCGCGGCCACGUUUUACCAGCGCAUGGACUCGCUUCCGCCCGUGAAAAAGCAGAAGCACGCACGCAUCGAUUGGCAGCAGCACUUGGUCACACUGUUCGUCGUCAGCGCCUUCUUCAUGAUCCGCACCAUCUUCCGCAUUGUCGAGUAUGCCAAAGGACACGACGGGUACCUGGUCGUCCACGAAGCCUUCUUGUAUGUCUUUGAUGCUUUGCCGAUGGCGCUCAUUAUGGCGUAUAUGAGCUGGAAAUACCCCGUCCUCGAGAGGAAGAAAAGAGAGGGGAGUCAUCGUUUCCAUUUAGCCAGGGUUUCCGAAAGGGGUCCGAGUACGCGAGGAGACGAAUCUCUGGCAAGCGAGACCGCCUGA
Messenger RNA from Lasiodiplodia theobromae, 3327 nucleotides. RefSeq lists its product as uncharacterized. The coding region runs from base 1 to 3327 and encodes 1108 amino acids. The record is from RefSeq and is a predicted model, not a curated record. The transcript is spliced from 6 exons. Gene Ontology annotation, cellular component: membrane. NCBI's taxonomy places the organism in Eukaryota, Fungi, Ascomycota, Dothideomycetes, Botryosphaeriales, Botryosphaeriaceae.